Messenger RNA from Gorilla gorilla gorilla (western lowland gorilla), 4965 nucleotides. RefSeq names its product kelch like family member 18 (gene KLHL18). The transcript is spliced from 10 exons. The record is from RefSeq and is a predicted model, not a curated record. NCBI's taxonomy places the organism in Eukaryota, Metazoa, Chordata, Mammalia, Primates, Hominidae. Gene Ontology annotation, molecular function: protein binding. Bases 168 to 2087 code for a protein of 639 amino acids.
GGAAGUGUCGGGGAGGCGGAAAUGAAGUCCGAGGUCCUACGUCGAGGAUACGGGUGAGGUCAUGGCCGAAUCGGGAAGACGAGAGAUGGGGCCGAUUGAUCUAGAAAGACUUCGGCGGAUGCACAUGCGAAGUCAAGGUCGAGAUAGCGAGGGAACGAAGGCCUCACAUGAACCAGGAAGCGGGGCGGCGGGGCUUCCGGCGCCGAGGAGAUUCAACUACGGCGGCCGCGGAGGCCCGUCCGAUUGCUGCUCCGCGCUCCGAGCGGCUGUCGGCGUGCGCUAUCGCCCCGCCCUGGUUAGUGUCUAGCCGGCCGGCGAAGCCUGCGCAGUUGCGGCGGCCGGGGAAGAUGGUGGAGGACGGCGCGGAGGAGCUGGAGGAUCUGGUGCACUUCUCCGUGUCUGAGUUGCCUAGUCGCGGCUACGGCGUCAUGGAGGAGAUCCGGCGGCAGGGCAAGCUGUGCGACGUGACCCUGAAGAUUGGGGACCACAAAUUCAGUGCCCACCGGAUUGUCUUAGCAGCCUCGAUCCCGUAUUUCCAUGCUAUGUUUACAAAUGACAUGAUGGAGUGCAAGCAGGAUGAGAUUGUAAUGCAAGGAAUGGACCCAAGUGCCCUGGAGGCUCUGAUCAACUUUGCCUACAACGGCAACCUUGCCAUUGACCAGCAAAAUGUCCAGUCAUUGCUGAUGGGGGCGAGCUUCCUGCAGCUGCAGAGCAUCAAAGACGCCUGCUGCACAUUCCUUCGAGAACGGCUUCACCCAAAAAACUGCCUGGGUGUGCGCCAGUUUGCUGAGACAAUGAUGUGUGCUGUGCUGUACGACGCUGCCAACAGCUUCAUCCACCAGCACUUUGUGGAGGUGUCCAUGUCGGAAGAGUUCCUGGCCCUGCCCUUGGAAGACGUGCUUGAGCUGGUGUCUCGGGAUGAGCUGAAUGUCAAAUCUGAGGAGCAGGUCUUUGAAGCUGCAUUGGCCUGGGUCAGAUACGACCGGGAGCAGAGGGGUCCCUACCUGCCUGAGCUGCUGUCCAAUAUCCGCCUGCCCCUCUGUCGGCCCCAGUUCCUUUCAGACAGAGUACAGCAGGAUGACCUGGUGCGUUGCUGCCACAAAUGCAGGGACCUGGUAGACGAAGCAAAGGACUACCACCUCAUGCCAGAGCGCCGGCCCCACCUGCCAGCUUUCAGAACCCGGCCACGCUGCUGCACGUCCAUCGCUGGACUUAUCUACGCUGUAGGGGGCCUCAACUCAGCAGCAAAUUUUUAUGCAGGUGAUUCCCUGAAUGUGGUGGAAGUGUUUGACCCCAUUGCCAAUCGCUGGGAGAGAUGCCGUCCCAUGACAACAGCCCGCAGCCGCGUUGGCGUGGCUGUGGUGAACGGGCUUCUCUAUGCCAUCGGAGGAUAUGACGGCCAGCUACGGCUGAGCACUGUGGAGGCCUACAACCCGGAGACAGACACAUGGACCAGAGUGGGGAGCAUGAAUAGCAAGAGAAGUGCCAUGGGGACAGUCGUGCUGGAUGGACAGAUCUACGUCUGUGGGGGCUACGAUGGCAACUCUUCCCUCAGCUCCGUGGAGACCUACUCACCUGAGACGGACAAAUGGACAGUGGUGACCUCGAUGAGCUCGAAUCGCAGUGCUGCUGGGGUUACAGUCUUUGAAGGCAGGAUAUAUGUGUCAGGCGGCCAUGAUGGUUUGCAGAUCUUCAGCAGUGUGGAACACUACAACCACCACACCGCCACCUGGCACCCUGCAGCUGGCAUGCUCAACAAGCGCUGCCGGCACGGAGCCGCCUCCCUGGGGAGCAAGAUGUUUGUCUGCGGGGGCUACGAUGGCUCUGGCUUCCUCAGCAUUGCCGAGAUGUACAGCUCUGUGGCAGACCAGUGGUGCCUGAUUGUCCCCAUGCACACGCGCCGGAGCCGGGUCUCCCUGGUGGCCAGCUGUGGGCGCCUCUACGCUGUUGGGGGCUACGAUGGACAGUCAAACCUAAGCUCAGUGGAGAUGUAUGACCCAGAGACAGACCGCUGGACAUUCAUGGCCCCCAUGGCGUGCCAUGAGGGAGGGGUCGGUGUGGGCUGCAUCCCUCUCCUCACCAUCUAAGGCAGAGGAUGGGAUGUGGUGGGGCAGGGAUCUGGUACAGACAUAGGCGCUUCCUUCCAGGAACAGUCCCUCAGGAGAGGCAGUGGACCAGAAGAGAUGGCGAAACGUGAGCUCGCCGGAGGUACAGUUUUUCCAGGUGCUUAAGCCCUCCCCCACUGUGCCACCCUUGUGACCUUCAGGCUUGGGUCAUCAAGAUGCACAGCACGGAACACAAGCUCCUCUGGAUCCCGCAGCUGGUGACAUGGAACUGUUUUCUGGUCCACAUGAACACAGGCUCCAUCCAGGCCCAGCUCCUACCCACCGCCUCUCUGUGGGCCAACUGUUCACAGAAGGCCUUCCAUCUGAUGCUCCCCAUCGCCUGCUUGCUCUCCAGCCGAGUCUGGCCAAUUUGCCAUGGGGAGGCUGCAGUGUCCAAGCCUGCUGGAAACUGGGAUGUAGCUGGGGACGAAAGGACAGACCCAAGCGUUCUCCCUGCCUGAGAUGGUGUGGCCACAAAAGUGGAGGGCUGCACACAGGCACAUUCCUUCUUCCACAGUGGGGCACCAAGGAUUCUGUCCUCAUUGCUGGGUAAGCAGGGAGAAGAGAAGUUUUCCCCAUGUCUAAUUUUGGGAUUUCAGUGAGGCCUUUUCCAUCUGUCCAGGAGAACAGAAGGGAAAAAAAGAUACUUGAAAGAAACUGAAGGAAAUUUAAACAAAGAAACACUUGAAAGAAACUGGAAAGAAAAAUAAUUUUUUUAUGUGAACAAAUUUUGCAAGAAGAAAAAAGCGUAAAAGACACUAACGGCAAAUCUAUGUUUAAAUGGAAAACCGUCUAACUGGAGAAGGGCGGUAUCCACCCCACAUUCGAAUCCCAGGGUCCUGAGGCCUCGCAUUGAGCUGGGGGUUCCCUCUGAGCCCCAGUGUGUGUGGAAUCAGUGCACUCUUGACUGGGCCUGUAGUAAGGUGCUCAUGGGGUUUGUCUUCACACCCACCAUCAGAGGACUUUUAAAAUCAUAGGCGUAGAGAGUUAGCUAUCUGCUGAAUUACUGCCACUCUUCUUGGUGGGGGCUCCUAGCUGUGGCUGGGGGCUCCAGGCACCCCUGUGAUUACCUCCUACUGCCACCAUGGCGCUCAUUCAGAUUCCCCACUCUCACUAACAUUCCUUCCUUUUUUGACCAGCAGGAAACAGCAGGUCUGGCCAGAUUCUCACUUGCCCAUCAAUCUCGUUCUUGGAUGAUUUCCCUCAUUGUGAUGCUUCUGGGGCACGUUGACCAUAUGCACCUCUAGAACCUAACCAGGGCUUCCUUCUACCAGCUGUGGGCGGGCUUGGUCUGGUAACUUUGUCUGCCCUGCCAUUCCACUGCUCUUCCGUCCACUCGCCAAUCCCAAGAGUCUGGCCUCCCUCCAGCCCUGGGCAGACUGACCAGCAAGGUGGACCUUUACAUUCAAGCACAGCUGGCUUUUAAGACAUAAAGAACUAAAGGCCGAAAGAAUCUCUUGCUGCUGCAAAGAACAGAUUUUAUAUUUCUUCCUCUAAUCUUGGCAAAUGACCUUUACCUUUUGGAAAGAUUUCAUACUGCUUCCUCCUUCUCCCUGGAUAGGACCUAAUGUAGCACAGCGGGACUCAAAGAGGAGGACAUUUUCUCUUGCCAGUGCACUGGGCAGUGGGGCUGUCCUUCAACUGCUGCUGCCAAAAUUGGUUUUCUAAAAUUCUUCCAGUAGAGACUAAAAGAAGAUUCAAUUCCUGUAACCCAAGACUGAGUCUUAGGGCUCCAGUCUCCACCUGCUUGGUUUCCUGUCCUUUGCUGCCUGCCUGGGGUGGCCUGGAAGCCUGUUCAGAAAGGCACAAUGUGGAGCCUGGGGUGUCUCCCCCACCCCAGGACCGUCAGGUUUACCAGUGUGUGCAAUCGCCAUGUAUUCAGAGGGAAGUACCUUUGUUACCUACAACUUAGGAGCUAGGCCUCUGCUACAAGCACUUGAAAAUGAUAUUUUUAUUUUUAACGUCUCAACAAUCUGAUAUCGGAUGUCGUUUAACCUGGGCUCGUGGUAGAGCUCCAGCAUUUCUCCCUCCUUCCUGGUUUGCCUGUAGGGGUAGACUCGGAAGGCAGGUGGGGUGUGCGUUUCCUGUUAGGAGUGUAUCAGUGCUUGUCUUAUUAUAAGCCCCUUUCUUUUGUGAAUUUGAAGUAGCACCAACAAGCCUGGAUUGUGACGGUAUUAAGAAUCGGUCUGUGGGCUACUGAGUGGGUCCUUAGGAUACUGGCCCAGAUUUUGCCACUGGGUAUGGUAGAUCAUUUUCUACCAUGGCCUGCUGCUCUUGUAGUGGCCUUCCUGAGUCCAAUCCCACCUCCUGGUGUAGAAUUUACACUGCUGCACCUGAGGUCGAUGUUUCAAAGUAAGAUCAAGCCAGUGUUUUGAUCUGGGCUCUGAGCACAAGUCAGGAAACACCAACAUAUUCACACUCUCCCAGUAGGUUCCUCAGUCUGAUGGUGAAUGGCUAUUCGUAAAUGGCUGGUCUGGCUCUUUGGUGUUGGAGCCUUUCCAAUAGCCCCAUGAAAAGAAGCAUCACCCAAGGAUAUUGUGAAAAGGAUGUAACAAGGAGAUAGGGUAGACAUUGUGCUCAGUGGGCCUUGGGGCCUAGCCCAGCUCUGAGCAGAGGACUGUGGCAUUCACUGUCCUUGAGUGUUUCACCUUCUUGGAUAACACACGGGCCUUCUCUUCUGGAUUUCAUCAGAGAUUACAGCCAGAUGGGGGCUGAAGACCAUCCUCUUGACCACAGAGGUGUGACUGUGGGAAUUCCUCCCAAUUUAUGGUUUCCCAGAAAAUCUUAGUUCCUUUUAUUUAUAGAAUGCAUGUCUUUUGUGUUAAGAAACCAAAGAGAAAUAAAGAGAACACUCCUAAUA